UCUUAUAACAAAUGGCAUGUGUGUGUGAUUUUGAUUGUGUGGUUGCAAGAGAUUCCCACUUUCCCAUUAACUCUCGCGAUGCAUAGAAUAUUUUCCUUUCCUUAGUAAUACACAGUUCCUCACUCUAACCACCACUUUCACUAUCAUAGGAAGAUAACAAUGACAGAGGAAUCUACCCUCAAAUGGGAAGGUAAAGCCAUGGCUGAGCUACCAGACACAGAUCCACAAUUUACAUGGAAUGUCUUCGAAGAUUUCUGCAACCUACACAAGUGGAUUCCCAUAGAAACAUGUUACCAAGUAGAGGGAGUUUCAGGUCAACCUGGUCUCAUCCGCUAUUGUGCUAAUUCCACUGUUGAAGAAGAAGAAGGGGUUGGUGAUGAUGCUCAGAAGACAACAACCAUCAAAUGGGCCAAAGAGAAGCUGCUUCAGAUAGAUCCUGUACAACGUUGUUUGACCUACGAAGUUGGUGAAAACAACAUCGGAUUUAAGUCCUAUGUCGCCACAAUCAAGGUGUUCCCCAUCAACCACCACCGUGGAUCCAAGAUCGAGUGGAGCUUUGUCUGUGAUCCCGUUCAAGGCUGGACCUUCCAAGAUUUGAACUCCAUUAUUGAAUCUUAUGUGGAGAUCGUCGCCAAGAAGAUUGUGCUUGCAUGUAACACCAACUAGGUAGAUUCAAGUUAUGAUCUUUUUCUGUGUCCUUUUCAUCUUGCUUUCACCAACUUCUUUUUAUUUACCGUAUUAUGUCUCAGUUUCAUCUCAUCCAUGUGGGUAGAAUUGGAAAACAUAUAUAUUUUUAAUUUUUAAAUCUGGUUGACUAAAUCUUUUAAAUUAUUGCUUAAAAAGGGUUUGUUUGAGUUA
This is a messenger RNA of Vigna unguiculata (cowpea), 858 nucleotides long. RefSeq names its product lachrymatory-factor synthase-like. The record is from RefSeq and is a predicted model, not a curated record. Lineage: Eukaryota; Viridiplantae; Streptophyta; Magnoliopsida; Fabales; Fabaceae.